UGCAAGGCUGGCAACUAGGAGACAAAACUGCUGCCAAGGAGACCCCAUUUCGACACUGGCGGUUCAGUCACCUGCAAGCCGGAAGAGGCGAGGAUGCUGUUGGCUUGGGUACAUACAUUUCUUCUCAGCAACAUGCUUCUGGCAGGAGCCUAUGGAUCUGGAGGCUGCUUCUGGGACAACGGCCACCUGUACCGGGAUGACCAGCCCUCGCCCGCGCCGGGUCUCCGCUGCCUCAACUGGUUGGCCGCGCAAGGCGACCGCGAGUCGCCCAUCGAGCCCAGCCCCGGCAACCACAACUACUGCCGGAACCCGGACCAGGACCCGCGCGGGCCCUGGUGCUACAUCAGCAGCGAGACGGGCGUCCCUGAGAAGCGGCUUUGCGAGGACGUGCGCUGUCCAGAGACCACUUCCCAAGCACCUUCAGCUUCUACAACAGAGCUCGAAGAGAAGUCCGAGGCACCAGGUGACACAGAGGCUCAGGUGUUCCCUCCUGCUAACGUCCUUCCAGCAAGGGGUGACGCAGCAGAGGUGCAGCCAGUGAUUGGAAUCAGUCAGCGUGUGAGGAUGAACUCCAAGGAGAAAAAGGACCUGGGAACUCUGGGCUAUGUGCUGGGCAUUACUAUGAUGGUGAUCAUCAUUGCCAUUGGAAUUGGCAUCAUCUUGGGCUACACUUACAAGAGGGGGAAAGACCUGAAAGAGCAGCAGGAACAGAAAGCCUGUGAGAGGGAGAUGCAGCGAAUCACCCUGCCCCUGUCUGCCUUCACCAACCCUGCCUGUGAGAUCAUGGACGAGAAGACUGUCAUUGUACACAGCAACCAGACUCCUGCUGACCCUCAGGAGGGCAGCACCCUCCUUGUGGGCCAGGCUGGCACCCCUGGGGCCUGAGCCCCUGCAGUGGGCAGGUGCCCAUCAUGCAGAUACUGGUACAGGGCAGGCUACCCACCUGCAGCUGGGAGGAGCUGCAUUUUGUGUUGUGGUUAAAACCCUAUCCCAUUUUUCUUUUGAGGGGGCGAUGUGACUCCUCAUGACACAGCAGAAGCAGGUAGCAUCAUAGGUGAGCGUGAGGAGGCUGGGUAGGGUCCUUCGAUGCUCCUUUUCUAUCCCUUGGAGCAGAGUUUGCCUGUGGAUAGGGACUGGCACAGUAACUACAGUGGUGCUGUGGCAAAUAAGGGCUUCCACACUGCCUGAGCCAGGGAAAGACAGGGAGCUUGCCAAAGCUUCUCUCCGCUGUCCACUUGUGGGUUCAGCCUCUGCCUUUCCACUUGUCCCCCAGGAACUAGAUGGCGUCUACUGUUAUCCAUAGUGAAGGUCAAACAGGUCAUGCAUGAGGCAGCAUUAAAAUACACACACACACACACACACACACACACACACACACACACACACACACACACACAGUAUUUUGGAUGGAAGGUCCCUUCUCACUUCUGAGAACCAGAAAUGAAUUUGUACAACAGUCAGAAUUUUGGGCUGCAAAUGGGUUCUAGAUGAGGGCUGUUGGGUGUGCUGCAGCUUGCUGGCAGUGACGUGCCUUGACAACUGUGGGCCGGGCCUGGGCCCAAGGGACUCUUCCUGUUUUGUAAGGAAAUGAAGGGAAGAAUCGCACUAAACAUUCCGCUUAGGAAGCCACAGAAGGGCCCCACUUCCACCUUCAGCCUCAGCUGUGGGCGUCCAGACUGCCUCUCUUCAGGGGUGGACAGAACGUCUCCGUUUUGUGCUGUUAAGAGAAUAGCCUGCUAACCCAUGGGAAUUACACGUGUUGGCAUCUGGCAAACCUAGAGUAAGCCUUGGCAGUAUACCUUAGCUCGCAGGCAGCGGGAUGGCCUGUAGGCCAGUGCCUUCCCUUGGGGCUAGGAUUGCAGCCUGUACAAAACAAUCGCCCAAGCACUGGGAAGGACCUUAAGGGUUUUCAGGUCUUUCAGACUGGGUCUGCAGAGAGGGAAAAGGGUCCUGCCCAAGAUCAAAGCAACUUCUGGAUGGCCAGGAGUGUCCCUCUUCCUGGCCUUGGCUGUGUUCCCCAGCCAGGAGCCCCACUACUGUCCAACUCGGGAGAGGGGUGGGUGGGGUCCACUCCCUUCACCAGGCUGCUCUCCGGAGCCAUCUGUUGAAGGGGCCUAGACCUCAGGGUUCCCAUAGUGGAAUAGACUAUGGGAAAAAGACCAGUACUACUUCCUACUUUUCUAUGAAAGUAUUUCUGUUUGUCUGUUUUAUAUACCUCAUUCUGACACUGUGUAUGAACUGUGGGGAAUUGCUCUGCAUUUGACUUCUAUAAACACAAAACACAA
Molecule: messenger RNA, 2285 nt
Organism: Phodopus roborovskii (desert hamster)
Lineage: Eukaryota; Metazoa; Chordata; Mammalia; Rodentia; Cricetidae
Gene: Pik3ip1
Product: phosphoinositide-3-kinase interacting protein 1
Exons: 6
Coding region: 94-885 (263 amino acids)
Source: RefSeq, a predicted model, not a curated record